Trichoderma harzianum CBS 226.95 is the source of this 498-nucleotide messenger RNA. RefSeq lists its product as hypothetical. The transcript has a single exon. Bases 189 to 440 code for a protein of 83 amino acids. The record is from RefSeq and is a predicted model, not a curated record. NCBI's taxonomy places the organism in Eukaryota, Fungi, Ascomycota, Sordariomycetes, Hypocreales, Hypocreaceae.
UAAAAAUGAUCUAAUCUGAAAAGAAUUCAUACGAUACCAGCGACAAUGGCACAUACUAGGAAAAGGCACCGAUAAGAGCAACUACUUGAAGAAGCAGGUCAUCGAGAUGCCAUAGGUACCUAGGUAGGUGCUUAGAUGCUAAGCGAAACGGCUGAGUGCCGAAUCACACCAACUGCCGAAACUACGGCAUGAUGAUACACCUCCAGUGCUGUCCAAUUGGAGCUUCAAUUGCAUCAGUCUGCUCCAUCAACAAUGCCCAUGCUCUUGUAGUAUGUGCAUUUCGACGCAACGCAUUGCUGCUAAUCUAUCUUGACAAAAGCUACUUUGAUCUCAAGCGUCAAUUUUCACAUGACGUUAUGCUAUGCCUGUCUGAAUCUCUACCUACAAUACCCAUUUUGCAGCCUCCCUAUAGCAACCGACGACUCCAUACCAUAUUGUAACUGGAUAGACCUGGAAUUAAGAAUAAUCACACCGUAAAAAAUAUCAAGGUAUCACUUA